Molecule: messenger RNA, 1193 nt
Organism: Pseudomassariella vexata
Lineage: Eukaryota; Fungi; Ascomycota; Sordariomycetes; Amphisphaeriales; Pseudomassariaceae
Product: mitochondrial carrier domain-containing protein
Exons: 3
Coding region: 1-867 (288 amino acids)
Biological process (GO): mitochondrial L-ornithine transmembrane transport
Molecular function (GO): L-ornithine transmembrane transporter activity
Source: RefSeq, a predicted model, not a curated record
AUGGCGGACGCAGCUGUUGAUGCCGUCGAGAUUCAGGGCGGUGCAAAGCAGACGGCCAAGGACUUGUUUUCUGGCGCGGUGGGAGGAAUUGCGCAGGUGUUGAUAGGCCAACCCUUUGACAUAGUCAAAGUCCGCCUCCAAACCGGAACGCAAUACACCUCCGCCCUGGAAGCGGCGCGCUCUAUCUACGCCAAAGAAGGCCCCCUAGCCUUCUACAAAGGCACCCUCACACCCCUCCUCGGCAUCGGCGCCUGCGUCUCCAUCCAGUUCGGCGCCUUCGGCUUCGCCAAGCGCUAUGGCCAAUACUACGCGGCAGGCGCUUUCGCGGGCGUCGCGAACUCCGUCAUCUCGGGCCCCAUCGAGCACGUCCGCAUCCGGCUACAAACCCAACCCCACGGCGCGGCGCGUCUGUACAGCGGGCCCCUCGACUGUGUGCGCAAGCUAUCCUCACACGGCGGCGUGCUAAAGGGUCUCUACCGCGGCGAAGCUGUGACGAUCUAUCGCGAGGCGCAAGCGUACGGUAUGUGGUUUAUGUCGUUCGAAUGGAUGAUGAAUGCACACGCGGCGCGGAACAAGAUCGAGCGGAAGCAGAUCCCGCCUUACAUGAUUGCGUUCUACGGUGGACUUGCGGGCGAGGCCUUGUGGUUGGGGAGUUACCCACUUGAUGUCGUCAAGAGCAAGAUGCAGACGGAUGGGUUUGGCAAGGAGCAGAGGUAUAAGACUAUGCGUGAUUGCUUUACGCAGACGUGGAGGGGGGAGGGGAUGAGGGGGUUUUGGAAGGGUAUUGGGCCCACGCUGUUGAGGGCUAUGCCUGUGAGUGCGGGUACGUUUGCCGUGGUGGAAUUGACGAUGAGGGCUAUCAGCUAGGGUCAGACGUUAUGCCAUUUAUGGAUAUACUCAAACAUUCAACAUUGGACUUCCACGAGAACAUGUGGCUCACAUAUCAUUUAUUGCUUGUUACGGAACCAAGUCCUAGUCCAAACUCCAGAGAGUCAGACUACUCGCUGUACUCCACCCGUCUCUGGAGAAUCCUCCUCGCAUUGGCCGGCUCGAGAGUCACGAUGCCCAAUUCUUCCAACAACUUCCUUGCCUCCGUGUUGUCAGUGAACACUCGAUCACUCGCCUGUUGAAGAGUCAUGUCUCCGAUUUCUGCUUCAACCGGUAAACUAAGAAGCCUAGCUCCUUCUUGCAGU